UAAACCAUUUUCUUGGAAGAGCCCGUGUCUUUGAUGGGAAGAGGAUGCAUUGUGAGCCACUGGAGGAGCCUGAUAUGGAUUCCACAGAGAGUUGGAUUGAAAGAUGUCUCAAUGAAAGUGAGAGUAAACGCUAUUCCAGUCCCACGUCCCUGGGGAACAUGUCCACAGAUGAACAUGAAGAAAAAGAAAAUAACAGAGCUUCAAAACCCCAUUCGACACCGGCUACACUGCAGUGGCUGGAGGAGAACUAUGAGAUAGCUGAAGGAGUGUGUAUUCCCCGGAGCGCUCUGUAUAUGCACUACCUCGACUUCUCGGAGAAGCAGGACACACAGCCGGUCAACGCCGCGAGCUUUGGAAAGAUUAUAAGACAACAGUUUCCUCAACUGACUACCAGAAGACUGGGAACACGAGGCCAGUCAAAGUAUCAUUAUUACGGUAUUGCGGUGAAGGAAAGCUCCCAGUACUAUGACGUGAUGUACUCUAAGAAGGGUGCGGCGUGGGUGAACGAAACAGGGAAGAAAGAGGUCACCAAGCAGACGGUGGCCUACUCCCCCCGCUCCAAGCUGGGGACCCUCCUUCCAGACUUUCCAAAUGUCAAAGACUUAAAUUUGCCAACUAGCCUGCCAGAGGACAAGGUGUCCACCUUCAUCAUGAUGUACAGAACGCAUUGCCAGAGGAUACUGGACACCGUCAUCCGCGCCAAUUUUGACGAGGUCCAGAGCUUCCUGCUGCACUUCUGGCAGGGCAUGCCCCCCCACAUGCUGCCCGUCCUGGGGUCCGCCACCGUAGUCAACAUCGUGGGGGUCUGCGACUCCAUCCUCUACAAGGCCAUCUCUGGGGUCCUCAUGCCCACCGUCCUCCAGGCCCUGCCCGACAGUUUGACUCAGGUCAUUAGAAAAUUUGCCAAACAGUUGGACGAGUGGCUGAAAGUAGCACUUCACAACCUCCCAGAGAACCUGAGGAACAUCAAGUUUGACCUAUCUAGAAGAUUCUCACAGAUUCUCAAGCGACAAACAUCAUUAAAUCAUCUCUGUCAGGCGUCGCGGACGGUGAUCCACAGCGCUGACAUCACCUUCCAGAUGCUGGAGGACUGGAGGAACGUGGACCUUAACAGCAUCACCAAGCAAACACUUUAUACCAUGGAGGACUCCAAAGAGGACCAGAGGCGGCUCAUUAUUCACUUGUAUCAGGAGUUUGACCGUCUGCUGGAGGAGCAGACUCCCAUUGAGGCGUACAUCGAGUGGCUGGACUCCAUGGUGGACCGCUGCGUCGUACAGGUGGCAGGCAAGAGGCCAGGGUGCCUGAAGAAGGUGGCCCAGCAGUUCCUGCUGAUGUGGUCGUGCUUUGGGACCAGAGUCAUCCGGGACAUGACCCUUCACAGUGCGCCCAGUUUUGGGUCCUUCCACCUGAUCCAUCUCAUGUUCGAUGACUACGUGCUCUACCUCCUGGAGUCCCUGCACUGUCAGGAGAGAGCCAGUGAGCUGGUCAGGGCUAUGAAGGCUGAGGGCAGUACAGCAGACGUGGAGGAAGUCAUGAUCACAGAGACCACGCCCCCUCCCAUAUCCCCCGUGCCCUACUCACCCACCCGCUCUGUCCCCUCGGAGGACGCCCCCCCUACCUGCUCCCCGACAGAACCCCCGUCCCCCGAGUACACCACUGUCCCGGCAACCACAGGCGCUGUUCAGUCAUAUACCUGGUCCCUUACAUACACAGUGACAACGUCAGGCGGCUCCCCCCCCCACGGCGACUCACAGCCUCCCUGCGUGCGCAGCGGAGCCCCCGUGCCCCCCACCACCUCCACCACCCAGCGGACCCCACCCAUCUACACACACAGAGAGGAGCACGGGUACACUGGAAGCUACAAUUACGGAAGCUACGCCAAUCAACAUCCUCACUCCAUCCAGAGUCAAUACCCUAGUCUAACCCACGAGCCAGGCAUCCCAGCCCCGCUGCACUACUCUCCCUACACACGCUCACCUGCACAGUACCCUCUCAACAGCCCCAUGUCUCGGAUGGAGUCCUGCCUGAUGAGCAGCUCUCCCCGGCUGCACCCGGCGCCCGGCGCCCCCCGCUGGCCGGAGGUCUCCCCGGCCAACAGCUGCUACAGCAGCCCUCCUAUGCACUCUGCACGCUACGCCUCGCCCGGCGACAUCUACACCCCGCUGGGCCCGCGGAGGAACUCCGAGUACGAACACUCCCAGCAUUUCCCUGGAUUUGCUUACAUCAACGGAGAGGCCACCACCGGAUGGGCCAAGUAG
This is a messenger RNA of Gadus chalcogrammus (walleye pollock), 2258 nucleotides long. RefSeq names its product regulatory factor X, 4 (gene rfx4). The coding region runs from base 45 to 2258 and encodes 737 amino acids. Gene Ontology annotation, biological process: regulation of transcription by RNA polymerase II. Gene Ontology annotation, molecular function: DNA-binding transcription factor activity, RNA polymerase II-specific; RNA polymerase II cis-regulatory region sequence-specific DNA binding. The transcript has 18 exons. Lineage: Eukaryota; Metazoa; Chordata; Actinopteri; Gadiformes; Gadidae. The record is from RefSeq and is a predicted model, not a curated record.